Messenger RNA from Dipodomys spectabilis (banner-tailed kangaroo rat), 1838 nucleotides. It is a transcript of the gene Erg, whose product is annotated as ETS transcription factor ERG. The record is from RefSeq and is a predicted model, not a curated record. Gene Ontology annotation, biological process: cell differentiation; regulation of transcription by RNA polymerase II. Lineage: Eukaryota; Metazoa; Chordata; Mammalia; Rodentia; Heteromyidae. Gene Ontology annotation, molecular function: sequence-specific DNA binding; DNA-binding transcription factor activity, RNA polymerase II-specific; protein binding. Gene Ontology annotation, cellular component: nucleus. Bases 102 to 1541 code for a protein of 479 amino acids. The transcript is spliced from 10 exons.
UCUCAUCCGCUCUAAACAACCUCAUCAAAACUACUUUCUGGUCAGAGAGAAGCAAUAAUUAUUAUUAACAUUUAUUAACGAUCAAUAAACUUGAUUGCAUUAUGGCCAGCACUAUUAAGGAAGCAUUAUCCGUUGUGAGUGAGGACCAGUCAUUAUUUGAGUGUGCCUACGGAACGCCGCACCUGGCUAAGGCCGAGAUGACAGCAUCCUCCUGCAGCGAUUAUGGCCAGACCGCCAAGAUGAGCCCACGUGUCCCCCAGCAGGACUGGCUGCCACAGCCCCCAGCCAGGGUCACCAUUAAGAUGGAAUGCAACCCCAGUCAGGUGAAUGGCUCCAGGAGCUCCCCCGAUGAAUGCAGCGUGGCCAAAGGUGGGAAGAUGGUGGGCAGUCCGGACGCAGUGGGGAUGAGCUACGGCAGCUACAUGGAGGAAAAGCACAUGGCACCCCCUAACAUGACCACGAAUGAGCGCCGGGUGAUCGUACCAGCAGAUCCUACCCUGUGGAGCACAGACCACGUGCGGCAGUGGCUGGAGUGGGCGGUGAAAGAGUAUGGCCUUCCAGACGUAGACGUCUUGCUGUUCCAGAAUAUUGACGGCAAGGAGCUGUGCAAGAUGACCAAGGAUGACUUCCAGAGGCUCACCCCGAGCUACAACGCCGACAUCCUUCUCUCCCAUCUCCACUACCUCAGAGAGACUCCUCUUCCACAUUUGACUUCUGAUGAUGUUGACAAAGCCUUACAAAACUCUCCACGGUUAAUGCAUGCUAGAAACACAGGGGGUGCAGCCUUUAUUUUCCCAAAUACUUCAGUAUAUCCUGAAGCUACGCAAAGAGUUACAACUAGGCCAGAUUUACCUUAUGAGCCUCCCAGGAGAUCGGCCUGGACCACCCAAGGUCACCCCACCCCUCAGUCCAAAGCUGCUCAGCCAUCUCCUUCCGCAGUGCCCAAAACGGAAGACCAGCGUCCCCAGCUAGAUCCUUACCAGAUUCUGGGACCGACCAGUAGCCGCCUUGCGAACCCAGGGAGCGGCCAGAUCCAGCUGUGGCAGUUUCUCCUGGAGCUCCUGUCUGACAGCUCCAACUCCAACUGCAUCACCUGGGAAGGCACCAACGGGGAGUUCAAGAUGACCGACCCCGACGAGGUGGCCCGGCGCUGGGGCGAGCGCAAGAGCAAGCCCAACAUGAACUACGAUAAACUCAGCCGCGCCCUGCGCUACUACUACGACAAGAACAUCAUGACCAAGGUGCACGGGAAGCGCUACGCCUACAAGUUUGACUUCCACGGCAUCGCCCAGGCGCUCCAGCCGCACCCCCCGGAAUCGUCUCUGUACAAGUACCCCUCCGACCUCCCGUACAUGGGCUCCUACCACGCCCACCCGCAGAAGAUGAACUUCGUGGCUCCCCACCCCCCCGCACUCCCCGUCACCUCCUCCAGCUUCUUUGCUGCCCCGAACCCAUACUGGAAUUCACCCACGGGUGGCAUCUACCCAAACACUAGGCUCCCAGCCAGCCAUAUGCCCUCUCAUCUGGGCUCUUACUACUAACGGCCCUCCGGAGGCCUAGCCCAACAACCUGCAGUCACCCAUACAUUGCCACGAACUCGACCAGAGACCACGAAUCUAAAGUGCCUCAAGAGAAAUGAACAAAAGCUUGUCUGGGGCUGGGGAAGGAAGCCAGGGAGAGACCCAAAGACUUACAGAGGGGGACAGUGACUUACGAAUUACUACAGGAAAGAAAAAGGCUUCUCAAGAUGCCAUCUAUCUGGACAGACGAUCUGCGGCCCAAUCUUGUCAAAGACAUUGUAUGUAGAAGCAUGAAGUCAUAAGGACAAGUGCCAAAAA